AUGAAUGAGAGAGCUUCUCUGGGGAACAUUGAUGGGGGCAUUCAAGUCGGAAAAUCGGCUCCAAUGGGCGGGCUCCCACGGAGAAAGGAGCCAAUCAGCGCCACUGGCUCCGCACUAGCGCGAAUGCUGCGUCUUCAACACUCCCUCCGAACGUUUUACAGAGAAAUGGGAAAGCCAAAAGUGUGUUUCGUUCUGGGCGGCCCAGGCGCGGGCAAAGGUACCGCCUGUGAGUUCCUCGUCAAGAAGCAUGGCCUUGCUCACCUCUCCGCCGGCGACCUCCUUCGCGAAGAAAGAAAACGAGCCGGCUCCACUUAUGGAGAACUUAUCGAAAGCUGCAUUGUUCAGGGAACGAUUGUGCCUGUAGAAAUCACAUGCAAAUUGCUCGAAAAUGCGAUGAACAAAAUCAUGACCGAGAGCAACGGCGAACAGGACAAAUUCCUGAUCGACGGAUUCCCAAGAAAUUUGGACAAUCUGGAAGGAUGGACAAAGCAAAUGGAUGGAAAAACCGAUGAUAGAAUAGUUUUGUAUCUGAACUGCCCCCUGGAAGUCUGUGAAGCGAGAAUAAUGGAAAGGGCAAAAACCUCCGGCAGAUCGGAUGACAACAUAGAGGCCCUAAGAAAAAGGUUUAAGACAUAUGAAGAAUCAACCAAAGGAAUAAUUGAACAUUAUCGUGGCAUAGGAAAAGUCAGAGAAGUUGACUCAAGUCAAUCGAAAGAAGCUGUUGGAGACGCCGUCUCAAAAUUGUGGAGCAGGACUUUAGCGAUGUCCAGCAGCCAUCUGUUUCUGUUGACACACUAUGGACCCGUCCUUACUCACAGGACACAACCUGGUGACCUCUUUAUGCUCAUACCCCUCGCAUUACACUUAGAUAAUUUCCAAUUCUCCUAUUUUCUGUGCUUCUUCCAGGUUGAUGUUUCCGUUAUCAUAAAGUGGAGGAAAGUCCUGACGAUCAAAAGAAGCAGAAAUGCAUGGAAAGUUUGCCUCAAGUCUGGAUAG
Messenger RNA from Oikopleura dioica, 996 nucleotides. The record is from the annotation of a GenBank genome assembly. NCBI's taxonomy places the organism in Eukaryota, Metazoa, Chordata, Appendicularia, Copelata, Oikopleuridae.